GGGCAUGGGAGUGUGGGGGGGCAGAUUGUGGAUGAUGUGGACCCCCAGGGGGGGGCCCACUGGAGGCCCCUGAUGCCCUGGCCUCGGUCCCGCCGUGCGGCCAACAGGCACCCUCACUUCCCCCAGUACAACUACCAGGUCCAGGUGGCCGAGAACCAGCCCCCCGGGACCUCCGUCAUGGUCAUGUCCGCCUCAGACCCGGACCCCGGAGACGCGGGCCGGCUCAGCUUCAGCAUGGCCCCCCUCAUGAACAGCCGCUCCUCGGACUACUUCCACAUCCACCCGGACACCGGCCUCAUCACCACCACCCAGAUCCUGGACCGGGAACACAUGGACCUGCACUACUUCCGGGUCACGGCCACAGACUCGGGGUCCCCUCGCCUGUCCGGGACCACCAUGGGUGCGAUCACCGUGGCCGACCGGAACGACCACUCUCCGGUGUUCGAGCAGACGGAGUACCGGGAGACGACGGAGAACGUGGAGGAGGGCUACCCCAUCCUGCAGCUCCGGGCCACCGACAUGGACUCCCCCUCCAACGCCAACAUCCGGUACCGGUUCGUCGGUGACUCCGCCGCCAUGGCCCGGGCCGCCUUUGAGAUUGACCCGCGCUCCGGCCUCAUCACGACCCGAGGGGCGGUGGACCGGGAAACCAACGAGCACUACACCCUCCAGGUCGAAGCCACUGACCAGGGGAAGGAACCCAGUCCUCGCUCGGCCACCGUGAAGGUCCACAUCACCGUCCUGGAUGAAAACGACAACGUUCCGCAGUUCAGUGAAAAGCGCUACGUGGUGGCGGUGAAGGAGGAUGUCCGGCCUCACUCCAAGAUCCUCCGAGUCAGUGCCACCGACCGAGACAAGGACAACAACGCCGCCGUCCACUACAACAUCAGCGGGAACAGCCGUGGACAGUUCUUCAUCGACAGCAUCACUGGUGAGAUCCAGGUCGUGGCUCCAUUGGACUACGAAUCGGAACGGGAGUACGCCCUUCGUGUCCGGGCGCAGGACAACGGCCGCCCGCCUCUGUCCAACAACACAGGAAUCGUGAGCAUACAAGUGACAGACGUUAACGACAACCCGCCCAUAUUUGUGUCCACGCCGUUCCAGGCCUCGGUGCUGGAGAGCGCCCCCAUCGGCAGUUCCAUCCUCCACAUCCAGGCCAUCGACACUGAUUCCGGAGAUAACGCCCGUCUGGAGUACAGGUUAACGGGCACCAGCUCCGACACGCCAUUCGUCAUAAACUCUGCGACGGGCUGGGUCACCGUCAAAUCCACCCUUGACCGUGAAGCUGUAGAACAUUAUUUCUUCGGCGUGGAGGCCAGGGAUUAUGGGAUGCCACCUCUUUCUGCCACAGCCAGUGUCACAAUUACAGUGAUGGAUGUUAACGACAACCGGCCCGAGUUCCUCCAGAAGGAGUACUAUGCCCGGCUGAACGAGGAUGCGGCAGUGGGAACCAGCGUGGUCACGGUCACCGCCGUUGACCGGGACGUGAACAGCGCGGUGACGUAUCAGAUCACAGGCGGAAACACCAGAAACCGCUUUGCUAUCAGCACAGCGGGCAGCGCUGGACUCCUGUCUUUGGCCCUACCGCUGGACUACAAACAGGAGCGCCGUUAUGUCCUGACCGUCACCGCCUCGGACCGAACGCUGCAUGACACCUGCCAGGUGCACAUCAACAUCACGGACGCCAACACCCACCGGCCUGUUUUCCAGAGCGCUCACUAUUCCAUCAGUGUCAAUGAGGACCGGCCUCCUGGGAGCACCGUUGUGGUCAUCAGCGCUACAGACGAUGACGUCGGUGAAAAUGCUCGAAUUACGUACUACCUCGAGGACAACAUCCCUCAGUUUCGGAUCGAUCCCGCCACGGGGGCAAUAACACUCCAGGCCGAGCUGGACUACGAGGACCAGAUGACCUACACUUUGGCCAUAACAGCUAAAGACAACGGCAUACCGCAGAAAUCAGACACCACCUACGUUGAGGUGAACGUGAACGAUGUCAACGACAACGCACCUCAGUUCGUUAGCCCCAGGUAUCAGGGAACGGUGAGCGAAGAUGCUCCUCCAUUUACGAGUGUCCUUCAAAUUUCUGCCACCGACCGUGACGCUCACGCCAACGGCCGAGUCCAGUACACGUUCCAGAACGGCGAGGACGGCGAUGGAGAUUUCACAAUCGAGCCUACAUCUGGCAUUGUGCGAACUGUUCGCCGUUUAGACCGGGAGAGCGUUCCCUUCUAUGAACUCACCGCCUACGCUGUCGAUCGCGGCGUGCCUCCUCAGCGGACCCCAGUCCACAUCCAGGUGACGGUCCUGGACGUCAACGACAAUGCCCCCGUGUUCCCAGCUGAUGACUUUGAGGUUCUAGUAAAGGAAAACAGCGCCGUGGGGUCCGUGGUGGCCCAGAUCACAGCGACAGAUCCUGACGAAGGCGCCAAUGCUCAGAUCAUGUACCAAAUCGUGGAGGGAAACAUCCCUGAAAUCUUCCAGAUGGACAUCUUCUCCGGGGAGCUCACCUCGCUCAUCGAUCUGGACUACGAGGCCCGGAACGAGUACGUCAUCGUGGUCCAGGCCACGUCGGCGCCUCUGGUGAGCCGGGCCACGGUCCGAAUCCGGCUGGUGGACCAGAACGACAACCGGCCCACUCUGCAGGACUUCCAGAUCAUUUUCAACAACUUCGUGUCGAACCGCUCCAACAGUUUCCCGAGCGGCGUGAUUGGGAAAGUACCAGCCCACGACCCGGAUGUGUCUGACCGGCUGUACUACACCAUCGACAGGGGCAACGAGCUGCACCUGCUGCUGCUCAACCACACCAGCGGGGAGAUCCGCCUGAGCCAACUGGAUAACAACCGGGCCCUGGUGGCUCCCAUGCAGAUCACCGUCACAGAUGGCGUCCACAGUAUUUCGGCCCAGUGCGUCCUCCGCGUCCUCAUCAUCACAGAGGACAUGCUGGGCAGCAGCGUCACCGUGCGCCUCCAGAACAUGUCCCAGGAGCACUUCCUGUCGCCGCUGCUCACCCACUUCCUGGAGGGCGUGUCUGCCGUGCUGUCGGUGCCCGUGGAGGACGUGUUCAUCUUCAACAUCCAGCCGGACGUGGACGCGGCGCCCAAGGGGCUGGACAUCCUCAACGUCAGCUUCUCCGCCCUUCUACCCGGCGGACACUUCUUCCCGUCCGAGGCCCUGGAGGAGCAGCUGUACCUGAACAGACCCCGGCUGACGGCGCUGACGCAGAUGGAGGUUCUGCCGUUCGAUGACAACGUUUGCCUUCGAGAACCUUGUCAGAACUACAUGAAGUGCAUCUCGGUGCUUCGCUUCAACAGCUCCGCCCCCUUCAUUUCCUCGCCGUCCAUCCUGUUCCGGCCCAUCCAUCCCAUCGCCGGCCUGCGCUGCCGCUGUCCGGUCGGAUUCACCGGCGACUACUGCGAGACCGAGAUCAACCUGUGUUACUCCAACCCCUGUCUGAACGGAGGCGUGUGCGCCCGGAGGGAGGGGGGAUACACCUGCAUCUGCAGAGAAGACUACACUGGUGAACGCUGUGAGUUCGACCGCCGUCAGGGCAGGUGCGUCCCCGGCGUCUGUCGGAACGGGGGCACGUGUCGGGAGCUGUCGGGCGGAGGUUUCCGCUGCGAGUGUCCGGCCGGCGGAUACGAACAGCCCUACUGCACCAUCACCGCUCGCUUCUUCCCGUCCAAGUCCUUCGUCAUGUUCCGCGGCCUCAGACAGCGCUUCCACCUCUCCAUCUCCCUGACAUUUGCCACCCUGGAGAGCAGAGGCCUUCUGUUCUACAACGGACGCUUCAACGAGAAACACGACUUCAUAGCUUUGGAGAUUCAAGAAGGACAGGUGGUCCUCAAAUAUUCAACAGGUGAAUCGUCCACUCAGGUGAGCCCCUUCGUACCUGGAGGUGUGAGUGACGGCAGCUGGCACACCGUCCACAUCCACUACUACAAUAAGCCAGCUACUCGCUAUCCCAAGCGCAGUAUGAGCGGUGAGGCCCAGGGUCCGUCAGAUGAGAAGAUCGCCGUGGUGAGCGUUGACGACUGCGACACGGCGUUGUCUCUUCGUUUCGGGAUGCAGCUGGGAAACUACAGCUGUGCAGCGCAGGGGAAACAGACCAGCACCAAGAAGUCUCUGGAUCUGACCGGACCCUUGUUUCUGGGAGGAGUUCCCAAUGUUCCAGAUAAUUUCCCCUUCGGCACCAGAGAGUUUUUUGGAUGUAUGAAAGACCUGCACAUCGACAACAAACCCCUGGACAUGGCUGGAUUCAUCGCUAACAAUGGAACCCUCCCCGGCUGCAGUGCAAAGAUGGCGUACUGUAAAACCAACCCGUGUCAGAACGGUGGAACGUGCAGAGUGAGCUGGGACACGUUCGCCUGUGACUGCCCCCUAGGGUACGGAGGCAAGGACUGCAGCCACGCGAUGCCCCACACCCACCGCUUCCUGGGAAACAGCGCCCUCUGGUGGGACCUGAAGAACGACGUCACCAUCUCCAACCCCUGGUUCAUGGGCCUGGUGUUCCGGACCAGGGCCCGGGAGGGGACACUGCUGCAGGCCCAGGCCGGACAGUACACCAGCCUGGUGUUCCAGGUGGUCAACGGUCAGCUGGUGUUCUCGGUCACCCGUGGCUCCACCAGGCCGGUGCGUCUGCGCUUGGAUAAGGUUCAGGUGGCAGAUGGACGAUGGCACGACCUCCAGCUGGAGCUGAGAGACGUCCCCAGCAGCCGUGAAACGCACUACGUGGCCACGCUGAGGCUGGACUUCGGAUUUCAGGAGAGAGUGAUCGUGGGAAAUGAGAUUCAUGGUUUGAAGGUGAAACAUCUGCACGUGGGUGGAGUCCUGGGCUCUGGAGAGGUUCAGAACGGGAUAAAAGGCUGCAUACAGGGCGUUCGUCUGGGGGUUCGACCCGACGGCCCCUCCCUGCCCCGCCCCUCCAGAGCCGUCAAAGUGGAGACCGGCUGCAACGUGGGAAACCCCUGCGUCUCCUCCCCUUGCCCCGCCCACAGCCGCUGCACCGACCAAUGGGAGAGGCACUCGUGCGUCUGCGAACCUGGUUACUACGGCAAAGGCUGCACCGACGCCUGUCACCUGAACCCAUGUGAAAACGAGGCCCAGUGUCACCGCAAACCCACCACCUCCCAUGGAUACAUCUGUGACUGUGGAGACAACCACUACGGACAGUACUGCCAACACAGGAUCGACCACCAGUGUCCCCGGGGCUGGUGGGGGUCUCCCAACUGUGGACCCUGUCACUGUGACGCCAACAAAGGCUUCGACCCCGACUGCAACAAGACCAGCGGACACUGUCACUGCAAGGAGUUCCACUACCGUCCACGAGGCUCCGACUCCUGCCUCCCAUGUGACUGCUACCCCGUGGGCUCCUUCUCGCGGUCAUGUGACCCCGAGUCCGGCCAGUGCCAGUGUCGGCCCGGUGUGAUCGGACGCCAGUGCAACACCUGCGACAACCCGUUCGCCGAGGUCACGAAUUCAGGCUGUGAAGUGAUUUAUGACGGAUGUCCCAAAACCAUCACUCAGGGGAUCUGGUGGCCUCGGACCAAGUUCAACCUCCCCGCCGCCGUGCCCUGCCCUAAAGGCUCAGUCGGUGCCGCCAUCAGACACUGUGAUGUGGAGAGAGGGUGGAUGGAGCCGGACCUGUACAACUGCACCUCACCUCCGUUUGUGGAGCUCAACGCUGCGCUGGAUUCCCUGGAGCGAAACGAGACGGAGCUCAACACCAUCAUGGAGAAGAAAUUGGCCCACCAGCUCCGGGACGUCACCGAGGCAACCACCCGUCUCUAUGGAAACGACCUGCAGAUCGCCGAGCGGCUGCUGUCCCGCCUCCUGACCUUCGAGACCCAGCAGAGCGGCUUCGGACUCACCGCCACGCAGGACGCACACUUCAGCGAGAACGUGGUGCGGGCCUGCAGUGUUCUUCUGGGUUCUGCUUCGGCUGGCCUCUGGCGAGCUCUGGCUCAGAGUCAGAACCACAACCUGGGGGGCGGUCCCGCUGAGCUGACGGACCUGCUGGACCAGUACGCCCAGAACCUGGCCCACAACAUGAAGCUCACCUACCUCAACCCGGUGGCGCUGGUCGCUCCCAACAUCAUCAUGAACCUGGACCGUGUUGAAAACCACACCCACGUGCGGCGGCGUUUCCCUCGGUACCACACCACCAUGUUCCGUGGGCAGGUCUUGUGGGACCCCUACACCCACGUGGUGCUGCCCCCUGCUGCUCUGGUGCCGCAGCGACACCAGCAUCACAGCUGGAAGGACAAGGAAGAGAAGACUGCGGUGCCUCCAAACAUGGAUUCCACACCCGUCAGUAUCUCAGCCAAUCAGACGGCAGCAUUCACGGCAGCCCGACGCAGCGUGUCGAUGCCCGAGGCGCCCAUCACCAUCGUCAUCCUGCUGAUCUAUCGCAGUCUGGGCGCCGCCCUCCCUCCCAAAUACCACACAGACCGACGAGGAGUCAGGUUGCCUAGACACCCGGUCAUGAACUCCCCGGUGGUCAGUAUCUCCGUCUACAACAACCAGACGUUUGUGGGCGGACACUUGGACCAGCCCAUCCUACUGGAGUUCAGGCUGCUGGAGACGUCCAAUCGAAGCAAACCGCUGUGUGUUCAAUGGAACCACAGCAGUCAGUACGAGGCAGGAGGCUGUUGGACGGUCAGGGACUGCAUCGUGGUCUACAGAAACACCUCCCACGUCCGCUGUCAGUGUCAGAGACUGGGAACCUUCGGGGUGUUGAUGGACAGCUCACAGAGAGAGCAGCUGGAGGGGGACCUGGAGACCCUGGCCCUGGUCACCUACUCGUCCCUGUGCGUGUCCAUGCUGGCUCUGCUCCUCACCGUCCUGGUCCUGUCCUGCCUUCGAGGCCUGAAGUCCAACACCAGGAGCAUCCACUCCAACGCGGCGGCGGCCAUGUUUCUGUCGGAGCUGGUGUUCCUGCUGGGGGUCAACCAGACGGAGCAGCAGUUCCUGUGCACGGUGGUCGCCAUCCUGCUUCAUUACUUCUUCAUGUCCACGUUCGCCUGGAUGUUCGUGGAGGGUCUUCACAUCUACCGCAUGCAGACGGAGCAGAGGAACAUCAACUACGGCGCCAUGCGGUUCUACUACGCCAUCGGCUGGGGCGUGCCCGCCAUCAUCACAGGUCUGGCGGUCGGUCUGGACCCUGAAGGUUACGGGAACCCAGACUUCUGUUGGAUCUCCAUCUACGACAAACUCAUCUGGAGCUUCGCCGGUCCCAUCGCCAUCGUCGUCCUGAUGAACGGGGGCAUUUUUAUGAUCGUCGCCAAGAUGUCCUGCAACCCGUCCCAGAAGGAGACCAAGAAGCUCCCGGUCAUUGCUACUAUCCGCAGUGCCUUCCUGCUGCUGCUGGUGUCCACCUCCACCUGGCUCUGCGGCCUCAUGGCGGUCAACAACAGCAUCCUGGCCUUCUACUACAUAUUCGACGUCCUCUGUCUGGUGCAGGGUUUGUCGGUGAUGCUGGUGUUCACCGUCUUCAACUCAGAGGUUCAGGAGGCCUGGAGAGUCGCAUGUCUGGGGAAAAAGAGCCCAGGAGAAGAUCCCCCAAGACCCCCGCAGAACACUGCUCAGAACCCCUACCAUAACGCCUCCCUGUUGGAGCAGAGCGGCCUCCAUCGCAUCACCCUGGGAACCUCCACCAUCUCCUCCGUCAGCUCCGCCAGAGAAAACCUUCUGGCUCGUCAAACCCUGGAACAGACCAUGGGCCACACCGGAGCCACAGACCUGGACGUGGCCAUGUUCCACAGAGACGGAGGUGAGGACUCGGACUCGGACUCGGACCUGUCCAUGGAGGAGGAGCGUAGCCUGUCCAUCCCGUCCUCCGAGAGCGAGGACAACGUCCGCCUCCGAGGACGCAUCCAGCGGCGCUUCAAACGCUCCAAUCACAGCGAACGCCUGCUCACAGAGCCCGCCCAAAACGGCACCAAAGACCUGGAUGGAAAUGACCUUCUGUCCUACUGGCCGGCGCUGGAGGAGUGUGACACACACACCCUUCAGAAGUGGGGCUCGGAGCGCCCCCUGGGGGCCGAUUACAGCAAGGACGCCGCCAACAACAACCAGCCCGACGCAGCGCUGACCAGCGGAGACGAGAACGGCCUCACACAGCCGCACAGACACCGCAAAGGUAUCCUGAAGAACCGUCUGGGUUGUCCUCCUGCCCUCCAGGGUCUGUCCACCAUGGGUCGGGUCCCCAGUGAACUCAACUGGUACCGGACGUCCACUCUGGGUCACCGCGGCGUCCCCGCCGCCUCCUACGGGCGCAUGUACUCGGCCACGGCGGCGGCCGGCGGGGGGACGGGCUCGCUGUCCCAGCCGGCGUCGCGCUACUCCUCCAGAGAACACCUGGACUCUCUGGCCCGGAGGCAGCUGUCCCGGGACCCCCUGGGGAGGCAGACGGUGGGCGGCUCCAGGGACAGACUGGACUCCCGCGGCUCCAGGGACAACUUGGACCUGUUACCCAGGAGGAGGGAGCUGGGGCUGGGCCCGGCCGGGUUGGCGGGCCUGGGCCUGGACCACCCCCGGGUGUCCUCGUCCAGGGAGAACCUGAGCGGGUCCAGGGACCGCUUGGACAACCACCACACCGGCAGCGUCCACGCCUCCCGCGAGGACCUGAGCGGCGCCGGGACGGAGGGCUACCUGAGCGGGUCCAGGUCGCAGCUGAACACGCUGACCCGGCGCCAGGCCUCGUCCAGGGAGCACCUGGGGGGGGCCGUGAUGAGCAGCCGGUCCCGGGAGCAGCUGGACACCAACGGGGUCGGGGGUCAGGCCCAGCCGUGCAGGGAGUGGCUCCGCACGCUGCCGCCGCGGCAACCGUCCCACCCCGACCAGCCGCCCUCGUCCUCGCCCCCGCCCCCCAUCUCAGAGGAGCCUCAGCAGGAGCAGGCCCCGCCCUCCGCCCACCACAGAGGACGGCUGGACUCGGCCCCCCCAUGUAGGUACCCGGGUCAGACUGCCCCCAACCCCAACCCUUUAGGCCGACAGCCGUCCAGCGAGCACCUGGACAUCCUGUCCUCCAUCCUGGCGUCCUUCAACUCCUCCGUCCUGACUCCGCCCCAGGCCGCCUCCAACCCCGGACCCUCCCCCUCCCCUCCUCAGUCCGCCACCUCCCACAGCAUCUCUGAGGUGUCCCCCGACUCCGAAGCCAACAGAAGUGAAGGACAGUCUUGAUGACAGCCUCCGUAUCCCAUCAUGCAUUGGGACAGUGCUGGGUUCAGAGCUCAGGGCCGCUCCUGAACCAGCGGGGCAUGCUGGGAACGUGGGAGGACUACACCUAAAGGAGGCGGAGACAAAGACCGAGUGGACGGGAGGACGAGUGGACGAGGUGAAGGCGUUUGUUCUGUACACGUUAAAGAUCCUCCAGUCGACGUCUACGGCCUAAAAACUGUGACAGACAAACAGACGCCUCAGUGUUUCAGCCCGACCCAGAUGAAAACAAAAAAAAAAGAAGAGACUGUAAAUAACAUUUUUUAUACAUUUUGUAUCUUUUUCAUUGGAGAUGAAGAAGAAAUCUCUUGUGAUGUUUCUGUUUUUGUUUGUUUUUGUUUUGUUUUUUUUACGGUUGUGUCGGUGUGUGGUUGUGAGCGAAGUUGGUGCGAGUGGAGAUUUACCCCCCAACGAGAAAAGAAAAAACCCAAAAAUGUCCCUGUUUUUUUCCUGAGAAACUUUCCCUCUCACCUGUCGACGUUCGUGUACAGCCACAGGAGAUAAAAAACCAGAGAUUAUGGAGCGACGAGCAAGACUGUAAAUAGAGGAAGGAGAGAUUAGAGGAGAAAGGACUGGGUGGGGGUCCGGUCCGGGUGGGGGUCUGGAGGCUCCAUCCUGUGCUGUUUUGUGAUUCCUCUGUAUAUGAAUGUGAGCUGGUCUUCAGUCUGUGUAUCUUGGUGCCUGGUGCUGUCUGAUCCAGACCAAAAUCAGCUGAUCCAGACCAAAAUCAGCUGAUCCAGACCAAAAUCAGCUGAUCCA
Messenger RNA from Sphaeramia orbicularis (orbiculate cardinalfish), 9975 nucleotides. RefSeq names its product cadherin, EGF LAG seven-pass G-type receptor 3 (gene celsr3). NCBI's taxonomy places the organism in Eukaryota, Metazoa, Chordata, Actinopteri, Kurtiformes, Apogonidae. Gene Ontology annotation, cellular component: plasma membrane. Gene Ontology annotation, molecular function: G protein-coupled receptor activity; calcium ion binding. The record is from RefSeq and is a predicted model, not a curated record. Gene Ontology annotation, biological process: cell surface receptor signaling pathway; homophilic cell-cell adhesion; G protein-coupled receptor signaling pathway.